CUGAUCCUAUUGGUGGUCUUUAUCGGCGUCGCUUUCGCGGCCGCGUACCUGGUUUUUUAUCGGGGUGGCUACGCGGGGCCGCCACCGGUGGAACUGGAUUACCUGGCUCCGGGCGCAGCGACCGCGAGCAGCGGGACGGAGUGGACACCGUCCGUAGCGGAACGACCCGGCGGCUUGUUGCUGGUGGACACGCUGCACAGCAACGGUUUCUCGUCGCGGGAGAUCCUGACGCUGCGUACCCGGGUGGUCGCCCAGGGUUACGACCUGGAAUUGCUCGGCAACUUCUCGCGGGCGACGGAACCGGACCGCCGGGCACAAUUCGCCGAAAGGUUGCGCGAGGCGGACAGCCUGGUGGUCAUCACGCCGUUGAUUGCGUACUCCGCCGGCGAGGUUGACCUGAUAGAAGAGUUUGUGCGCAAGGGUGGGAAGCUGGUGCUGGUUUCCGACCCCGGCCGACGGGACCAGAUGAACACGCUGGCCCAGCGGUUCGGCGUGCAAUUCCGGCCGGACUACCUGUACAACCAGGUCGAGAAUAACCGCAAUUUCCAAAACAUAUUCGUCAGGGAUUUCCAGCCUGACGAACUGACCGCCGGGCUGGACACUGUCGUCCUGUAUACCGCCGGGUCGAUAACCACUUCCGGACCCGGGCUCGCGGUGGCGGAUGACCGCACCGAGUCAUCGUUGGCCGAAAAUAACGGGGACCUUUACGUGAUGGCGCGGGCGGCCGACCGCAACGUGCUGGCGAUUUCCGAUUUCACCUUGAUGAUACCGCCGCAUGAUUCCACGCUCGACAAUGGCCAGUUGCUGUCGAACAUAAUCGACUUUGCAACCACCAGCGACCGCGUUUUCGAUCUGGCCGACUUCCCGCACUUUUACCCGGCCGGACCCGAUCCCGGCGUCCAGAUCCUCCUCGGCCGGCCCGAGUUGCUGGGCAGCGGUGCGGAGCUGAAAUCGGGGUUGGAAGAUUACGGCAUUGCCGCGGACAUCCGGGGAACCGAAGACGUGAGCCGGGACACGGUAUUCCUGGGGCUGCAUGAAGACGCCUUGCAGGUGCGGCAAUACCUCCAGGCUGCGGGCGUCCGUGUCGACGAUACGCUGGGGAUGCCAUUCGGCCUGGAGCUGGACCCAACCGGCACGGCGGUUACCGUUCUGGACCGCGAGGGGGAUCGGCACGUGUUGAUACUGCUGGCCGAUACGCCGGCCGUUCUGGACAAAGCGGUCGCGCGUCUUUUGGACGGCGGGUUCAGGUCAGACCUGGUCAGCGAAGUAACUGGAGUAAGCAUUUCAGCGGGAGCGAGUAAGUAG
Geodia barretti is the source of this 1305-nucleotide messenger RNA. Lineage: Eukaryota; Metazoa; Porifera; Demospongiae; Tetractinellida; Geodiidae. The record is from the annotation of a GenBank genome assembly.